UGAUUACCUGGCCAAUGUUCAACCAAGAAAUUAAGUGUACUUUAAAACCGACAAGAGAUUGAUCAGUUGAUAUGAAACUGAGUAAAUGUGUCAGCAUUUUAGUGAUCUACUCCUAUGUCUUAUUAGGUGUAGUACAGUCAGAUCUGGCUCUUAGCCUUGAACCAACCACAUUGUCAUCACUGGAAUCUCUGUCUUUAGACAAAUCACCAGGGGAAGUAACUGCUGCUCAAUAUGUCCCUCUUCUAUACCCGUCCAGUGAUCAGUCUCAGAUAGACCCAUCUGUCAUACAACCAUCUUUUACAGAGUCAUUUAGUGGAACAGAGAAUAUCAAUCAAGCAACAUUAAACAGAAGUAUUUACCCCUCCCGAACCAAAAAUGCUGCUCAAGACCCUUAUCAAACCACUGGGGAGGAUUAUGAUUUAACUAAACUUCUUGGAUCCUCAAAAACCGCUCAUCAAAAGACAUCUGCCAUUGAAAUCAGUUCAAGUUCACCAAUAUCGCUCACAUUACAACCUCAUGUUUCAUUGUCUCAAGACCCUGUCUCAUCUAAAACCUCUGCUCAAGGCACAGAACCAUUGCAUUCCGUAGAAUGGACUUUGUAUGACACUAUGCUCAAAACUCAGGACUCUCAUGAAAUUCAGAGCCAACUUGCAGCCAUGACUAUUACCAGCUCAGUAUUUAGUUCUACUAGUACCUCUGUGAUGAAUACAACAAAAACCAGCAAGGGAAACAAUUCAUGUAUACCAAGGCCAUGUCCAUUGUCAACAGAUAUAUGUACACCACUAAAAGGAGGAAAGUUCCACUGCUCGUGCAGACAAGUUUAUGGAAGAAGAUGAAUACAGCCCAUUUAUUGUGGAAAACAGAUCUCAUAAACAGUGAAAAUAGACAAUGUUCUUUAAGAAAAAACAACUUAACAAGAUUUACAAAAGACGGGUGCUACACAAAUUUCAUACCAACGGAAAUUGAUAGAAUGUUAUCAGUUGAUAUGUGGUAUUUUUAUCUAUUCCUUUUCAGUGUUGAACAAUUGUCUUGUUGUUAAAGUCACCGUUAAGAUACGGAAAUUUAAUUUACUUGUUUUAGAGAAAAUACUGUUAUUGUGUAGCUAUAGUUUGACUUUAAAGCUGUAGGUAUUAGCAUCGCACAGUUAUUGAUAUAUUUAAGGAAUAAGGAAUCAGAAAUCAUUCUUUGAGUUGUAUUAGGUGAUCAAAUACGGGUGUGAUCAUAUCCAAUAACGCCGGAAGGGCUUUUAUAAUUAUGAUAAAUUUGAUCACGCCCAACGUAUAUGGUCACGUCAUGUCAUUCAAAAACUGAUUCCCUAUUACAUGUACUUAUAUUUAUAUAAUUUUCAGGUAUUGUUCAAAUAUUAAAUAAUUGACAUAUUUAUGGUAAUUUUAUUUCGUAUUAUUAUGCAAAUCAGGCGUGCGCUUCAGAACUCUUGGACUAUACGUUACAGAAUCGAUUUGCAGUGUUAUCGCUAAGACUAAGAUGCUGAAAAAUGUAAAUACUCCAAAAGAAAAGGUUAUAAAUAUUUACAAACCACACAUUGGAUAUUUUGCUGUAAAGGUUUAUUUUUAAUCUGUGUUGUAAUUUUCACCCAAUCACACUAACAAUGUUUCUAAAGGACAAGAAACAUGAAUGUAUAUCAAUUUUGAUUAAAUAAUAAAAUUUAUCAUAG
Molecule: messenger RNA, 1675 nt
Organism: Magallana angulata
Lineage: Eukaryota; Metazoa; Mollusca; Bivalvia; Ostreida; Ostreidae
Exons: 4
Coding region: 72-836 (254 amino acids)
Source: RefSeq, a predicted model, not a curated record